Messenger RNA from Cryptococcus deneoformans JEC21, 4188 nucleotides. RefSeq lists its product as hypothetical. Lineage: Eukaryota; Fungi; Basidiomycota; Tremellomycetes; Tremellales; Cryptococcaceae. The coding region runs from base 38 to 3022 and encodes 994 amino acids. The transcript is spliced from 11 exons. Gene Ontology annotation, cellular component: nucleus; cytosol. Gene Ontology annotation, biological process: protein deubiquitination. Gene Ontology annotation, molecular function: cysteine-type endopeptidase activity; cysteine-type deubiquitinase activity. The record is from RefSeq and is a predicted model, not a curated record.
AUUUUAUUGUCCAGUACUCUACCAGCAAGUCGCUUUUAUGGUGAAAGCCUUGCCAAAACCCUGCCAGGACUGGGACUGGGUCGGUACAGAGGUCCGAACGCCAGGUCAGAUCACGCUCGAACAUCGACGGCGUGCAGCUGGGCUUGUUACAAGCGUCGUUUGUCCUCGCGACCUCACACACCUUGGAAGAGAGACUACCAAGGAUGAUAGUGAGGUAAAAGGGAAUGGAAAAGGAACUGGGGAGAAGAAGGGCACAGGAUGUAGAGCAAAAAAUUGCAAAUCGAAUUACAUGUGUUACAAUAACCUUGGAACGGAAAAGCUUUUGGAACCUGAUGCGAAAGCAGAAUUCGUUAUUUCAAACCUAGGAGAUGUUCCACAAGAGCGUAAUGGGCCCGCUGGUUUAAGAAACCUCGGGGCGACGUGCUAUGCAAACGCCUUCUUGCAAUUGUGGUUCCACAACGUGCCUUUUCGUAAUGCAGUCUAUGCUUGCGUGACUACAGAGACCACACCACUCUACCAAUUAGCUCUCAUCUUCGCUAAGCUGGAAUAUGGCGAAAAGAAUGUAGUGGAUCCCAUGGGUCUGAUAGACGCUCUGCGACUCAAUAUGGGUGAUCAACAAGAUGCAGCCGAGUUCUCAAAACUGUUCAUGUCAUUGAUCGCAUCAGAAUUCUCAAAACAUUCCGACCCUAAACUCAAAACGUUGGUUAAAGAUCAGUUUGAAGGGACAAUGCAGUAUAUUACCCAGUGUGAAUGUGGGUACGAAAGUAUCUCUGAGACCACUUUCCUCGAGAUUGAACUCUCGCUGAAAGACAAUACAACCCUUCAAUCCCGCCUGGACGAAUUCACAUGCCCUGAAAUCCUUGAUGGGGACAACAAAUACUCUUGCCCCUCCUGCCUCUCUAAACGCCGUGCAACCCGUCGUCAGCUGCCCGUCACCCUCCCUCCCGUUAUCCACUUCUCUCUUCUCAGGUUUGUCUUCGAUCUCAAAAGCAUGUCGAGAAAGAAGAGUAAAGCGUCGAUAAAGUAUCCGAAAGAGGCGGUGCUUGGGAAUUCGGUAUAUGAAUUAAAAGGAAUUAUAUCUCAUCAAGGGACAAGCGCGUAUCAUGGUCAUUUCGUUUGCGAGACAUAUGAUGAAAGCAAUGAUACCUGGUAUAUCUGUAACGACGAGUUGGUGCAGCCUAAACCUGUCCGGCCGCACAAGAAAAUCAAGCUUGAGAAACCUGGCGAUGACAAGGGCAAGUUAGAAUCAUCCAAAGAUGCCUACAUGCUCGUCUACAAACGGCGAGAUGGCCAUGUGUCUCCCCAAUUUCCACCAGCGAUUGUCAUGGAGAAGGUUAAGGAGGAGAAUAGAGGGUUGAGGGAAGAAUUAAAUAAAGUGGGGGUGAGGAAGGAAGUUUUGGAAGAUGAGUGGGAGCAUCUAAAGGGGGCGAAGGUGGAUGUUAUCAGGGAUCUUCCUGGGACAGACUACAUUGUUCCUCGCGACGCCCUCGCCAAAUGGAUCCAGUCUCCCUCCUUUCAAGAUCUCUACAAGCCAUUCGACUACUCAUCCAUCCUCUGUGCUCAUUCGCAAGUGGAUCCCCUCAAAUCUUCUGAUAUACGUACAAUAUCCGCGCUAGCUCAUGAUAAACUUUUGUUAUAUACUUCUCUUCCCGAGAUCGACGUCUGCCUAAUAUGUGUUGCGGAAGGUUUUGUCGCAAGGUCGAGUAUAACGGAGCAGCAGUCGGCGCUUGAGGCAUUCGACGAACUCAAUGCCAAGGCCGAGUUGGAAGAAGGGGGUGAAGAAGAACGGUGGUGUCUUCCCAAAACGUGGCUCAUCCACUGGCGAACAGGCAAACUUCCUCCUCAAACCUUGCCCACACACUCUUCCUACACCCUCUUAUGCCCCCACAACGCCCCCUUACCUUCAUCUUCCGCCCCGCCCGUCACCUUCAUAACCUCCUCUGCCCUUUCCCUCCUCCACUCCAUCUUUGGCUCCUUCCCUUCGUUCCAACCCGGAACACCCCCCUGCCCCGAGUGUUCCUUCGAGGCAGACCAAAAUGCAGAAUCGUUGGCACAAUGGAAAACGGAUGUGAAGCUUGAUAAAUCUAUCAAACGGCACCUUGACCCGCGGCCGCCUGCUUUUGGAUUAGAUUAUUAUGUACUUCCAAAAGAGUUUAUUGAGAAAUGGGAGGUGUAUAUGAAGACUCCAGCGGGGGAGAAGCCAGAGUUGGAUAUGGGUCUGGGACGAGGGAGAUGUGAGCAUGGAUUGUUGGACUGGGAUCCGCAGAUGGAGAAACAGAGGGUGAUUAGUGAGAUCGGAUGGGAGAUGCUUUGUCAGAAGUACGGUGAGAAAGAGCCAAUUAAAGUACAAUUUGGUGCCAACCCCCCGGAAGGAAAGAAAGUGAACAUUGCUUCUUUCACUCCUGCUGUCUGCGAGCCAUGCAGGAUUAUCAGAUUAUCAUCAUACGACGAACUCGAGAUACCAAUCGUCUUCGCUCCUGGGCCGCCCACAUCUUACAGCACCCCCGCCUCUACAGGCAAUACCAGCGGGUCAAAGUCAGGAUCAGGAUCAAGCCGUAACACAUCAAGGACCCUACGGUCCCGGCUUAAAACGCUAUACAUCCAGGCCACGAGACAAAGUACAAUCAAGGAUCUCAAAGUAUCCAUUCUUUCUCAAACAGGAAUCACCCCGCUUCUCCAGAAGAUUUAUUACAAACGUCGAACCCAACCCCAAGAGCAAGAGGAAUGUUCGGGGAAAGGGAAUGAAGAAGAAAAAGAGCUAGAUAAUGAUUUGACGAUUGGCAAGCUGGGAUAUUUGAAAGGGGAGGAGUUGAUAUUGGUUGAAGUGAAAGAAGAAGGGAAUCUGGAUGAUGAUGAUGACACUGUAGAUGGAGGUAAUGGAGGCAAGGGAAAAAAUGGAAAGAAUGAAGGAUUCGGAGGGACGGCAUUGUUGGCGAGGAUUGCAUGUCCGGAUUGUACUUAUGAAAAUGAUGGGGCAGCGGAAUGCUGUGAGAUGUGCAUGAGACCAUUUAAAUAUGAUUGAACGUUGAUCCGUUAUGGGCAUGGCUCAGGAGUUCACGAGAAGUUGUUAUGCUUUACGAACCAUCCUCUCCAUUACAUACAGGUAUAGAUUGCAAACCAUGCUAAGAUUGUAUAAACAGGAUAUGUAUGACAGUAUUCGGACUUGCUCUCUUUAUACCCCCGGAAGCGAUUACGCGCAGGAAGAGAAUCGGCGAGUAACCAUCCUGGAUCUGGCGAGUAACUCCAUCGAAUGUUCGGCCCUGCAAGCAUGGGUGGGGACUACUGGUGGGAUGACGGAAGAGGAUGGCGAGUCAGGAUGGGAGGAAUGGAUUGUGGCUUUCAAGGAUGCUGCGAUGUCGUUAGAAUGGACGAUGAAAGAAUUUCGUUCACUUUACCGUCUGCAAUUCAACAACUUGGUCUACUUUCAAUCACAAGCUACCCAACAUCGCCGCCAUUUGAUGGGUACCGACCUCUAUCCCAGCGACAAGAAUAUGGCCGAUUUCUAUCGCACUGUUUGUCCUAAGAAUCUGUUCCUUUGAUGACAAAGCGGAGUUUAACAAUGGAAGUUUGAAUGAGGUUCGUACUCAACUACUACAGUUAGAAGUUAGCAAGUACUUGGAGGCGAAAAAGGAGCAGCCUGCACCCACUCGUGCCAAGGCUCACAAUCCGGUGACCCCACAGACCCAACCCACACCUGGCUCACCCUGUCAGCUAUUAUUUAUUAUAAACCUCAAAAUCUUUUACCUUACUAUCUCUCUCCAGCUGGUAAACACAUUCGCGAAAUCUUCACCAAUAAGAACCGGUGCAACGACUGCAGCCAAGUUGGUCACAACUACAAAACCUGUCCAAAGCGACUCUACUCGCCCGGUAUCAUCCGUCCGAUAAAAAUCGUCCAAAUCCUCGUUACUCACCUUCAACGCCAUCACCCCUUUACAUCCACUUCUCUUUCUGCAUCUUCUUUUUAGCGAUCGUCUUCUCGUCCAGCUCCUUCUUCACAUAUUUCAUCUUAGGGUUACUCUGCUCUCUCAUAAGCAGCUUUGGCCAAUGUCCAUCUUUCUUCCUCGGACGUGCCAGAUCUAUAAAUCUAAUGUCUUUUAGAUGCAUCCGAAACCACUUUUCUAUGACUUGGAGUCCACCUUUGCUGACAGCAUAGUAAAUCAAAACGAGUAAAAAUGCCAUUGUUCUUUC